CGGAAAGCUUGCCGGGAUGACAGAAGAGGAGAGGCUUCUCUACAUGCAGCAGAAGGCUCAAGCUGAGGAGGAGAUAGCCAAGAGAAAAGAGGACAUGCUCACACACUUCCUCAAGGUUGAAACCCAGUCAUGAACUGAAACAGAAACAGCUGUGUAGGAGGCUUAAAACUGGGUGAGGAACAGCUAAACUCUGCUGCCAAGGUGAGGAUGUGAAAGACAUCUUCGUGUCGUGACAAGAUUGAACACAGCAACAAGACACCAGGUAGUUAUACUGCAUCAAAAAGGUCUCUCCCAGACAAAGAUUUCAAAGCAGACUGUGGUUUCAAGAUGUGCUGCUCAAGCUCUUUUGAAGAAGCACAAAGAAACAGGCAACGUUGAGGAUCAUAGAUGCAGGGGUUGGCCAAGGAAACUUAGUGCAGCAGAUGAAAGACCCAUCAAGCUUAUUACCCCUCGAAAUCAAAGGAUGUCCAGCAGUGCCAUCAGAUCAGAGCUGGCAGAAACCAGUGGGACCCAGGUACACCCAUCUACUAUCUGGAGAAGUCUGGCCAAAAGUGGUCUUCAUGGAAGCAUUGCAGCCAAAAAGCCAUACCUCAGACAUGGGAACAUGGCCAAGCGACUCAAGUAUGCACGAAAACAUAGGAACUGGGGUACAGAAAAAUGGCAGCAGGUGCUUUGGACUGAUGAGGUAAAAUUGAAAUAUUUGACUGUAGCAGAUCGUAGUUUGUUUGUCGAAGGGCUGGAGAGCGGUACAAUAAUGAGUGUCUGCAGGCAGCAGUGAAGCACGGUUGAGGUUCCUUGAACGUUUGGAAUUGCACUUCUGCAAAUGGAGUUGGAGAUUAGGUCAGGAUUAUUGGUGAUCUCAAUGCUCAGAAAACAGGCAGAUACUUAUCCAUCAUGCAAUACCAUCAGGGAGGUGAAUGAUUGGCCCCAAAUUUAUUCUGCAGCAGGACAACGACCCCAAACAUACAGCCCAAGUCAUUAAGAACUAUCUUCAGCGUAAAGAAGAACAAGAAGUACUGGAAGUGAUGGCAUGGCCUCCACAGAGCCCUGAUCUCAACAUCAUCGAGUGUGUCUGGGAUUACAUGAAGAGACAGAAGGAUGUGAGAAAGCCUACAUUCACAGAAGUUUUGUGGUUAGUUUUUCAAAAUGUUUGGAACAACCUACCAGCCGAAUUCUUUCAAAAACUGUGUGCAAGUGUACCUAGAAGAAUUGCUGCUGUUUUGAAGGCAAAGGGAUAAACUGCAGAAAGAGGAGAGGAACAGCGUGCUGAACCUCCAUAAGCUGCGGCAGCAAUGGCGGGUUGUUUUAACGCAGACCAAGAUAGCAGAGUUACGCAGUGACAUGUCAGUGCUCAGUCAGAACUUUGAGAGAGUCCUGGACUACAAAGAUGAUAUCAUUAAGAGUUUGGUGGCCGAUCUGUCUGAGAGGGAGCAGCAGUCGGAGCUGGCACGCAGUUCUCAUCUGCAGAACGUGGACUGUCUGUUAGAGCUUCAUAGGAGUCGGCUGGCAGAGCUAGAGUUGAACUUCAACACAAGUCUAGAAGAACUUGGUUCAGAGUAUAACACUGAGAGAGAGCAAAUUCUUUCAGAGCACCAGCAGGAGAGUAUGUAUUUGGAGAAAGUGAUGUUUUCCAUGGAAAAACAUUACGCUGAUCUCGACAGUGAGGCUAGACGUGACUACGAGAGCACUCGCAAUCAAAUAAAAAAACAGAACAAAGAGGAUAAGCAAACAGUGAAAGACCAGAUGGAAGGGGUUGUGGAAAAACUAUGGCGGGAACUGCAGCAGGUUUUAUACCACUACAACGAGACCACCAAAGACAGAUUCAUCGCAACUGAGUCUCUGCAAAUCAAGGAUGAACAAAGUGCCAAAGAGAUUGACAUGCAUAAAAAGCACAUUCAGAAGUUGCAGGAGUCUGUCUCUUCUCUGCGCUGUCAGCUGAGCUCCAGUCAAACCGGAGGAACGGCUCAGCAGCUUCAUUCGGAUCGUGAAGACCUCGCUCAGAAAGUUCAACAUUUCAGAGUCCAGCUUGCUGAGGGCCAGGCCGUUCGGAGAAAGCAGCUCACCAGACUUACCAUUCAAAGCAGCGAUGCUACUAAAAAACUACAAGACACUGUAGCAAUGGGGGAAAGGCUGAUUCGUCUCUCUGAGAUGUGUAGUAAGCUGGAGACAGAGUAUGAGAAGGUUCUGCCCUUCUACACAUCCUCACUGAGUGAAGAAGAGCUGAACCAGGAGAGGGCCAAUGCCAUGGAGCCGUCGACUGAGAAACUCGCUCAGCUAAUGCUUGACUAUUUGCCUCUUGAGAAGUUCUGGCAACGGUACAACAAGGUUCAGCUUGAACAUUUGUGUCUGAAGCGAGAGAAGACGCUUCUGUUACAGGAGAACGAGCGACUGAGGCUCUAUCUGAAGCAGUAUCUGGAUGAAGUUUCGGUUUCUGAUGAGAGUUUUCGGCAACAGAAUCUUCUGGUGGUGUUGUCUCCUUCUCUUCAGGACACUGCUGCCUCAGAGAGACGCGAUCAGAAACGUUAUGUGGUCCAAGAAGCAGCCAAUGUUGUGCACAAACAGUUUUAGAGAAUAAAAAUGCUAUGUGUAAUGCUAAAGUGUUUCUGGUUGCAAUUAAAAUGCUUUCUGCCUAGCA
Puntigrus tetrazona (Sumatra barb) is the source of this 2635-nucleotide messenger RNA. RefSeq names its product coiled-coil domain containing 65 (gene drc2). The record is from RefSeq and is a predicted model, not a curated record. The coding region runs from base 1342 to 2568 and encodes 408 amino acids. Gene Ontology annotation, cellular component: axonemal dynein complex; axoneme. The transcript is spliced from 9 exons. Gene Ontology annotation, biological process: axonemal dynein complex assembly; regulation of cilium movement; cilium-dependent cell motility. Lineage: Eukaryota; Metazoa; Chordata; Actinopteri; Cypriniformes; Cyprinidae.